Molecule: messenger RNA, 603 nt
Organism: Aspergillus niger
Lineage: Eukaryota; Fungi; Ascomycota; Eurotiomycetes; Eurotiales; Aspergillaceae
Exons: 4
Coding region: 1-603 (200 amino acids)
Biological process (GO): copper ion import; intracellular iron ion homeostasis; iron ion transport
Cellular component (GO): plasma membrane
Molecular function (GO): ferric-chelate reductase activity
Source: RefSeq, a predicted model, not a curated record
AUGGAGCUUCUUGUACAACCACGCCGUGGUUUAUCCGCGGAUCUUAUUCGUCACGCUUCAGUGGCCACAGAAACCUCUGUUUCUUAUAUGGCCCUAUCCACGGGUCCUCACGGAACAACUGAGGAUGUCAGCAAAUAUGAAAAUGCCUUGUUGAUCGCCAGCGGAUUUGGGAUUGCCGCGAAUCGAUUGGUGAGUACGCUAUGCAGUUAUUCCUGCGAACACCCAGCUAAUGAGCCAGACAUGACAAGUGCGGCCCAAGGCCUGCUUAAUGAUCUCCUCGAUGACGAUAUUAUAGACGAUGGUUAUAUUCUCAAUGUAUCCAUAUACGUGAGAAAUGGCCUUGCACAUAACAAAGUCCCGUUUGGGGAGCACGAAACAUUUUGUCUCUACCAGGGUACACCCAAUUACGAAAGUAUUGUUUCACUCGAGGCAUCUGGGGAUCAGAUUGAAAGGCUGCCAAACAUCCGGGAAGAGAGAGGUCGGACGCUGGUUGUGGUCUCUGCAGGAGACGAUAUUCGAGACCACAUACGAGAGAUUGUACGAGAAUACUUCCAUCAGGGUGUACAUCUUUCAGAACUGGAAUACCAGCCUAACGAUGGUUAA